CGUCGGCUCGCUUAGCGUGUUCUUCCAUGGCAAAUCUUCUCCUCGAAUGCGUUCGAUUGCUCUGCCCUUCUCCCGCCCGCCCCCGCAUUCACUGAUAUGGCUACAUCGCCUGCCGAAAUCGCCCGCCUGUUUGCGGAGCUCGCCUCCCGUAUCCAGAGCCCCCAAGAUGACACUGAUGGUGGCGAUGGCGUUGGCCCUGGGGGGGAAUUGGCCUCGGCCAUCUCUUCCCUCGCCGCCUCACUCAGUUUCGGCGACGCACCCAGGGUUGGGGUUUUGAACGCGGCGCUCUCACUCAUGUGCUUCAGAGCCUCGGAGGUGCACAGAGCUAGGGUUGAGUGCCUCGUCGGGACCAUCGUCGCGAUGCUCUCCUCCUCCGUUUCUUGCAGGGUCUUGCGUCUUCCAGAUAAAAGGGAUGAAGGAUUCCUGAGGAUCGGGACCUCGUUCUCUUCUGAAGAUUGCGUACAGUUGAUACGAGUCUGUGUGGAUGUUUUGGCUAGUUUGAAAGGCCAUUGUGGUGCAGGAGAUUUGCAUGCUCUUCUAUAUGCUGUGGUGAAAGCAGUGAUAUCAUCAUCUACAUAUCAAGGUUUACUUCCUUCAUUGCCGAUAGGCUACUUGAGAAAUGAAGACACAGAUUGUGGUGUCCAAACUGAAAUAUCAAAGCUAGCAUACUCUUUAUCUGAUCAGACAUCUUGCACUGGACAUGAAUUUCCAUUGAGGUUACAAUUUUGGUAUCUUGAUCCAUUGAUUUUAAAGCAUGACAUAUCGGAAAUAUUAAAGGAAGUAAUUCGAAGACCUUUCCUUUGUUUGAGGAAAGAAUUGCACGAUCGAAUGAGUUGGCGCAACAUAAUAACUUGUUUGGUAACCUCUCCAACUUUCUUCAAAGAAACAAAGGCCACAUUGCAUACAUGGUUUCUAUUCACGGGUUUGACAUCUGUUUUGGAUCUUAAGAUUGGCAUAGUUUUAUCAGUGUUAGAUAUACUUUCGAGGCCUAUGUGGUGGGGAGUGCCAGUUGAAUUGGGAUUGAGAUUUCCAUCUUCUUAUGCCUAUUUCUCCAUCAGACAUCAUGAUCUUCUGACCAUACUAACUGGACAACUAUCAUGCAAAAACCUACUGCAUCUAGUUCAGUACAUAAAAACAGAAGUCGCUAUCUUAUCAAAUAUAUGCCAAAGUGCUUCUCAUCCUUCAGUUACAAAUUACAAUCAUGAGGGCUUAGCUAAUGUGAUAGGUAGUAAUUCUGCCUGGUCAGUUUUGAUAGACUUUCCAGCUUGGUUCUAUUUUGCAAAUGCACUAAUCUUCUACAGAAAUAGCUCUCAAGAUUACUUGUCCGAAGCUCUAUGUGGUAGAUUGAGAACUGAGCCAGUGAAUGAUUUGGAACUGCAUCGAGCUGCUCUUUACUAUAUUUCCUGGGUUUUAUGUCCGAUUGGUGAAGCUCAUCGUGAUAUGCUGGCUGAAAAUAUAGAUGAAUUAUCAAGGUCUUUUGUGACGCAACAUAAAGCAAAAUCUAUCUAUGAAGAAAGAUCAUUCUCAGAUAUGCAUCCUAAAAAUGUGCUUAGCCGCAGUAAGAAACUUAAGAUUCCAAAGGCCAAUAGCUUUGAGAAGCAUCGAAUGGCUCCCCAAGAAGUGAGCAGCCUGAAUAUAGGAGUAUGGCUCGAAAAUUUUAAUGCUAUUCAUAUUGAAGUGUGCAAUGAAAACACUGCCAGCAAUGUUCAGUCUGCAGUAACAUCAGAACAAGAUGCCAACAUGAAGCCUAAUUUAUUAUUGGCAAGAGUUCCUCUAGGCAUACUUCUUGUGUCCCCUAGUUAUCUAGAUGAAUUGGGAUGUGAGAUACUGCUACAUUAUGCUGCCACCGGUGAAACUAUGCUAGCAAAGGAGAUACGGAAAUUAAAAGAUCACUAUGGUUAUAGUGAUUUAGGAGUCUUGUUCCAUAGUGAUCCAAGCAAAUGGGCACUGAAAGGUGCCUGUCUGGUAUUUAAUUUGUUAGACGUAAUAGAGGACAUGUCAAUAAUGUUGUUCGACAGUGAAGAUAAUCGGAUUGGUUUUGUUAACCAGAUGAAAGGCAAGGCUGGUCGGUUUUUAAUCCGGUGCCUCAGAAUGUUGCUUAACCACCAGGAGAUCGAGAUCGAUGGAGUUGCAGUAGGAGACAUGAUGUUGGAUGUUCAUCAUAGACUGCUGAAGUGGAAUAAACUAGGACUAGGAAUGUUUGAGGGAUACAAGGAAUUUGAUGAUUUUGUUGGUGAGCUCUCCAAAAGAUGUCAACUUUCUGACUGAUGGUAUGAAGAACUGAUGAGGCUACCAUGGCAUACUGGUGAGGCGAUGAUCAGAAAUGUGUGGGUUCCUAUGGAUGGAAGUCUUUUAAGAAUUGGAAGCAAUUCAAUCAAUCAAAUCAGACAUAGUGUUUAUAUAAACUUUUUUCUAGCAAAAGUUCAAAUCUCCUGAUAGUUGAAGCCAUACUUAUUGGCUUUUGUUGGAGCAGCAAAUACAUGCAUGCGGUCCAGUUACAUGUACAUAGGCUUCUCCAUGACUGUCAACCAGAAUGUACUUCAACUAGUGAUCAGAUGAAGAAGAUCUAACUUGUACAUACUAUUUAGUGUUUUAUCUAAGAACUUAUAUUUGCAAA
Messenger RNA from Musa acuminata subsp. malaccensis (wild Malaysian banana), 2617 nucleotides. RefSeq lists its product as uncharacterized. The record is from RefSeq and is a predicted model, not a curated record. NCBI's taxonomy places the organism in Eukaryota, Viridiplantae, Streptophyta, Magnoliopsida, Zingiberales, Musaceae.